UGUGUGAGAAGAUAGGGUACAGCGACCUACGUGACAUAGGUUUGUGUAUACGGUUCUACCCACAAUCCCUCAGUCACAAUGCUGCCAUGGCAACCUGUACUGGAGACUAUAACGGACAUUUACUGGUGAUAGACAGCCUAUCGAAGCUCAGGCGGAUCCAGCAAUACCUCAUUAUGAUUUCGAUGAUGGAUGGCUAUCAUGUGACUGUCAUCGACGGUACUGAUGACGUGAAGGAAGGGGAUUGGCGAUAUCAUGACAAUCGCUCGCUCACUUUCAGCGAGUGGGGAGGGCUGGAGCCUGUGACGGGAUAUGCAGAUAAUGAAGAUUGCCUGGCACUUGACCCAGGAUAUGACUUCAAAAUGAAUGAUGUUCUGUGUGACGAUCCUCAUCCUUUUAUUUGUGAAAAUACAUUAUACUGAAAUCAAACACAUAGUCAUGUGUUAAAUGCUGGACUGAUGAAGAUAAAGUUUUUUGGUGAACAUUGAUACUACAAAUAAAUAUCCAGGUGCCUUUUUGGACUGAAAAAUUCUUUUUUGUUUUUGUAUGUUGACAUCAUAGUGUAUUUUUUAUUUCUGUUUUUAUACUCUGGCUCUUUUGGCCCCAAAGGAAUCAU
This is a messenger RNA of Mizuhopecten yessoensis (Yesso scallop), 613 nucleotides long. RefSeq names its product collectin-12-like. NCBI's taxonomy places the organism in Eukaryota, Metazoa, Mollusca, Bivalvia, Pectinida, Pectinidae. The transcript has 2 exons. The record is from RefSeq and is a predicted model, not a curated record. The coding region runs from base 87 to 419 and encodes 110 amino acids.